Chelmon rostratus (copperband butterflyfish) is the source of this 2601-nucleotide messenger RNA. It is a transcript of the gene nol11, whose product is annotated as nucleolar protein 11. Bases 1 to 2190 code for a protein of 729 amino acids. Gene Ontology annotation, cellular component: nucleolus; nucleus. The transcript is spliced from 18 exons. The record is from RefSeq and is a predicted model, not a curated record. Lineage: Eukaryota; Metazoa; Chordata; Actinopteri; Chaetodontiformes; Chaetodontidae. Gene Ontology annotation, molecular function: RNA binding; protein binding. Gene Ontology annotation, biological process: maturation of SSU-rRNA.
AUGGCGGCGUUGUAUGAGGGAUACACGUUGUGCGGACUUGUUCCAGCUCAAACUCUGUCAAAUUCAGGCAUUCGGGGGAUCGAAGCGGAGAGAGACAGCGACCAUGUCGUCGUUACCGAUUCAACCAGAUCUGUAACGUUGUUCAAGGUUUCGGACCAGAAGCCACUGAGCAGCUGGACAGUGAAACAAGGACAGACCCUGACCUGUUCAGCAGUCUACAAUACACGGACCAAAGAAUAUGUGGCAGUCUCAGACAACAAGGUGAUCAGAAUUUGGAAGGAAGAGGAUAUACUCUUAGAUAAGGCCUUCAAAGCAACUGUGUCAUCAGAUGUCUGGAGGGUCCACUCUUUACCUGGAGGGGAGGCUGUGGUCUUGUUUCAGAGAGGAGCUGUGCGACUCCUGGACACUCUCCUCUCUGCUCCCCAGCAGCCCAUAGAGGAAGUCCUGGCUCAAGAAGAGGCCAUUAGGUGGAGCACCAACAUAGUGGCAGAGUCGCAGCAGUUUGUCAUUUUCACAACUGAACAGAAGGGAGACAAUUUCGUCUACCUGCAGAGACUGAAUCCCAACACUCUACAGAGGUACCGUCUGGAGAGAGAGGAGCCUGGUCUUUCCCCUCUCAGCUUCUCUGCCUCCUACAGGGAUAAACAUGUCUGCCUGCUUUACCUCUACCCUAAUGGUCAUGUGUACCAGAGUCUAGUCUCUGUGCGGGGCCUUGGGGCUGACGAGGGUGCCCAGGCUCUUCCGCUGCCCCGUAACCUGCUGCUGGGUCUUCCCGUUGGUGAGGGUCUGCUGGAGGCAGCAUCAGCCCUGGUCUUGGAUGAAGCCCAUGUAGCUAUUGUGGGGGUUCCACAUCCCUCUGCAGGAGCUGGUAAAGACUUCCUCUGCAUCUGGAAUACCAAUUUCCAGACGCUUCAGGCAGGAAAAGAGAUGGCGGGUAAAAUCUAUGGACAGAUAUGGACUUACUCCAACAAGUUAUUCAUUCCACAUGGGAAGACCCUCUCUGUUAUUCCAUAUGAGUGCCGCAAAUCUUCCCUGGCCUCUGCCCUGGGAAAACUAAGGGAGGCAAAGACUGAAGAGUCCAAAGCCCCAGUUUCUGUACCAUCUUGGAAUAACAUUUUGCAUGGAGAGAAAGCUCAGCCCUCUAGAACAGUGGAGUCCAGGAAGACGAGAGCAAACCGCAAGACCCAAUCAGCACUUAGUUUAACAAUUGACCAAGUUCUGGAGGUCAUUAAGACAGCACCAGUUGAAGAGGUCCAGAAAGAGGUGGAGGGACUCCUCUCCAGGGCAGACAUCCAGGACCUGCAGUCCUCAGUGAGCCACUUAGCAUCAACCCUUGUGGAACGGAGCCUGGCUGAUCCAGCCUUCUACACCCCGAGCACCCUGGCACAGCUAGUCCACACUCAGUCCCUCUGCCACAGUGUGUGUCCUGACCUUGUGCUCCUGGCCCUGGAGAGGAAGGACUACUUUCUGUGUCAGCUCUGCUUGCAGUUCUUCCCUGACAUCCCAGAAGCUGUCACCUGUGCCUGCCUUAAGGCCUUUAUCAGUAUGCCAGACGUUGAUGCAGAGAAAGCGAGUCUGGAGCCUGACAGCGUCUCCUUCAUGGAAACCCUUAUCGCCAGGGAGCGUGGCCAGGAUGGCUUGCAGAAUGGUUUCAGCCCCACUCUCUUUGACGAAGACCGCCCAGAUGCCUUCGGAGGAGGUGGCACUGUCAUUAAGACCAGAGCAGAAGACAAGGAGAAGAGCUCAACUCCACCGGAACAGAUCUGUCCAGUGGGAUUACAUAAGGCUGUUUUACUAAAUGAGGUGCUGAUGACGGCGUACAGCGACACUUUCCUCCUCCCACACCUAAAAGAUCUCUCCUCCCAACAUGUUGUUCUUUUCCUCCAGUACCUGCAGUUCCUUUACCUAAAAUAUUCCCAAGAUGCUUCCUCACAGAUGUAUGGAUUGCGAUCACCAAGUCUGACUCAGAUCAUGGAUUGGGUAUGCUUGCUGUUGGAUGCCCAUUUCACAGUGCUAGUGAUGACUCCUGAGGCAAAAGGCUUACUGCUGAACCUCCACAGCUUUGUGAAGUCUCAGGUGAGACUAGUUUCUGAACUUGGAAAGAUCGAGGGAAGCCUUCAAGAGCUCAAUAAGAUGAAGGUGAAGAACGACGUAGGACAAUACUCCAUUGAAGUCAUUGAGCUAUUUUAGAAUGUGUGCAAUGCUUAUAAUUUUAAUAAAUCAUUGAGCAUAUUGUUUCCUUCCAAUUUUUCACAUGUAGUGUUCAGUUGUUGUAUAUUUGACCCAAAUGAUAUUAUAUUAAGUGCUUCUUGGCACAGAUGCUAGCCAUCAGAACUCAAGCUGCAGGAGUUUUACUGUAUAUGAAAAGACUUUUUAAUGUCAUUUAGGCAUUGAAUAAGUUGCAGAUGCCUUUGAACUAUUUUAACUUUCAGCUGAUGAGAGUGACUAUUCAGAUAAUAUGAUUUGCAUGAAUUUAACAGUUUGGUCAUUAUUUUAAAAUAAUAAUGUGACCAUAUGGCAAAAGUUUGCUAACAUUUGUAAUGGGGCUCUGCCUUUGAACACUUAAUUUUGAUGACUGCCUUUUUUUUUUUUUUUUUUUUU